UUUGUAUGUGAAACGGAAGUCUUGAGAUAGACUGAACAAAAGAGGCAACAGCAACUUACACCGAUGCAGAGCGAUAUACAGCGAGAGAGUGAGAACGGAUUAGCCUUGCUCAAAGGAAGUUUCUGAGAUGGAAGCAGCUCACAUCAGCCCAGAGCUUCCUAUUCGAUGGGUUGUUUCUGCAGACAGGACUGUUGAGAUCAAGGAGGAAGUGACUGAGCUGGGGUGUGACCAGGCCAAUGAAUGGAUCCUGCAAGAGGAAACACCACCUUCUAGUAUCACUGAGAGAGAUGCCAAAGAGAGCCAUGCUAUACUUAAAUGUGAAGCACAGGAGGGGCCAAGGAUAGAAGCAGUUUACACACUACAGGAGUCAUUUGAUCAGGAGUGGUGUGCAAGUCUAAAGCAGGUUACAGAGCUGACAUGUGUUAAAGAUGAAGAGGUCCCUCGACUGGAAUGUGUUCCUAUUAAAGAGGAAUUCAUAGAACAGGAAUGUGUCCCCAUCGCAGAGGAAGUUCCUACUGAAAAUAAUGUCUGUACUCUUGAGGAGAACAAUAAGCCUGGAUCCAGCCUGUGUGAUGAUUGUCCACCUGAAUGUGAACUGGGAUUUAGAGCUGCUAAAGGAAAUCUCACAGGAGGGACCCCAUUUCCCUGUGCUGAUUGUGGGAAGAGUUUCAGUCAUUUAUCACAGCUUAAAAUCCACCAGCGGGUUCACACAGGAGAAAAACCUUAUCCCUGCAUUGAGUGUGGGAAAAGAUUCAGUCGUUUUUCAGACCUUAAAAGACACCAACGGGUUCACACAGGAGAUAAACCACAUCCCUGCACUGAGUGUGAGAAGAGAUUCAGUCGUUUAUCAGACCUUAAAAGACACCAACGAAUUCACACAGGAGAGAAACCUCAACACUGCACUGAGUGUGGGAAGAGAUUAGGUUCUUUAUCACAGUUUACAAUCCACCAGCGCAUUCACACAGGAGAGAAACCUCAUCACUGUACUAAGUGUGGGAAGAGUUUCAGUCAUUUAUCACAGCUUAAAAUCCACCGGCGUGUUCACACAGGAGAGAAACCUUAUAACUGCACAGAGUGUGGGAAGUGUUUCACUCGUUUGUCAGACCUUAAAAGACACCAGCGGGUUCACACAGGAGAGAAACCUUAUCACUGCACUGAGUGUGGGAAGAGUUUCACACGAUUAGCAAGUCUUCAAUCACACCAGCACAUUCACACAGGAGAGAAACCUUAUCACUGUACCGAGUGUGGCAAGAGUUUCACGCGAUUGGCAAGUCUUCAAUCACACCAGCGCAUUCACACAGGAUAGAAACCUUAUCACUGUGCUGAAUGUGGCAAGAGUUUCACAUAUUUAAAUUCCUUGAAAAUACACCAGCUGACUCACCAAAAUGCGAAAUCUUAUCAAUGUAGUGAAUGUCUGAAGAGUUUCAGUCACUUACCAAACCUUAAAAAACACCAUGAAAUUUACACAAGAGUGGAGCCCUAUCCCUGCAUUUAAUGUGGGAAGAAGUUCAGUCAGUUACUGGGUCUUGAAGGACACAAGAGAAUCCACAGAAUUUUAGACACUUGAGGACACAUUGAAACCAGGAGUAAAUCUGACUAAAAUACAGAGAUAUUUACUGAAAAGAAAAUAAUAAAGUUGCUUGAUAAAUAGGGUAAUUCCUAAUCACUUCAGAUCAAAAAUGUACACUCACGGAUUGAAAAUAUGAACUACUACAUCUUGUUUGGACCAUUGAUCAUCUUCUUGACCAUACUGUUUUUGUUACGACACAUUAGUAGUCUAUGAAAUAGAUUGUAAUUGUGUGAGCAAGAUUCCACUUUUGUCACUUGCAUUGCUGAGUCUCUUCAAGAACAUUAAGAACAUAAGAAAGUUUACAAACGAGAGGAGGCUAUUUGACCCAUUUUGCUAAUUUGGUUGUUAGUAGCUUAUUGAUCCUCACCAAACAGCUUCUUGAAGGAUCCCAGGGUGUCAGCUUCAACAACAUUACUGGGGAGUUGGUUCCAGACCCUCACAAUUCUCUGUGUAAAAAAGUGCCUCCUAUUUUCUGUUCUGAAUGCCCCUUUAUCUAAUCUCCAUUUGUGACCCCUGGUCCUUGUUUCUUUUUUCAGGUUGACAUUGUCCAUACCUUUUAGGAAUUUGAAUGCUUGAAUCAGAUCACCGUGUAAUCUUCUUUGUUCAAGACUGAAUAGAUUCAAUUAUUUUAGCCUGUCUGCAUACGACAUGCCUUUUAAGCCUGGGAUAAUUCUGGUUGCUCUUCUUUGCACUCUUUCUAGAGCAGCAAUAUCCUUUUUGUAACGAGGUGACCAGAACUGAACACAAUAUUUUAGGUGAGGUCUUACUAAUUCAUUGUAAAGUUUUAACAUUACUUCCCUUGAUUUCAAUUCAACACUUCUCACAAUAUAUCCGAGCAUCUUGUUGGCCUUUUUUAUAGCUUCCCCACAUUGUCUAGAUGAAGACAUUUCUGAGUCAACAUAAACUCCUAGGUCUUUUUCAUAGUUCCCUUCUUCAAUUUCAGCAUCUCCCAUAUGAUAUUUAUAAUGCACAUUUUUAUUGCCUACAUGCAAUACUUUACAUUGUUCUCUAUUAAAUUUUAUUUGCCAUGUGUCUGCCCAGUUCUGAAUGCUGUCUAGAUCAUUUUGAAUGACCUUUGCUGCUGCAACAGUGUUUGCCACUCCUCCUAUUUUUGUGUCGUCUGCAAAUUUAAGGAGUUUGCUUACUAUACCAGAAUCUAAAUCGUUAAUGUAGAUUAGGAAUAGCAGAGGACCUAAUACUGAUCCCUGUGGUACACCACUGGUUAUCUCGCUCCAUUUUGAGGUUUCUCCUCUAAUCAGUACUUUCUGUUUUCUACAUGUUAACCACUCCCUAAUCCAUGUGCAUGCAUUUCCUUGAAUCCCUACUGCGUUCAGUUUGAGAAUUAAUCUUUUAUGCGGGACUUUGUCAAAAGCUUUCUGGAAAUCUAAAUAAACCAUGUUGUAUGCUUUGCAAUUAUCCAUUUUCAAUGUUGCAUCCGCAAAAAAGUUAAGUAGUUUAGUUAGACACAAUCUCCCUUUCCUAAAACCAUGCUGACUGUCUCCCAGGAUAUUGUUACCAUAUAGGUAAUUUUCCAUUUUGGAUCUUAUUAUAGUUUCCAUAAGUUUACAUAUAAUAGAAGUCAGGCUUAUUGGUCUGUAGUUACCUGGUUCGGUUUUGUCUCCAUUUUUGUGGAUCGGAAUUACGUUUGCUAUUUUCCAUUCUGUCGGUACAACCCCUGUGUCAAUAGACUGUUGCAUGACCUUGGUUAGCGGUUUGUAAAUAACUUCUUUCAUUUCUUUGAAUACUAGUGGGAGGAUCUUAUCCGACCCAGGGGAUUUGUUUAUUUUAAGAGCUCCUAGUCCCUUUAACACUUCUGCCUCUGUUAUGCUAAAGUUAUUUAAAAUUGGAUUGGAACAGGUCGACAUGUGGGGCAGGUUGUCCGUGACCUCCUUUGUAAAAACCUGUGAAAAGUAAUCAUUUAAUAUAUUUGCUAUUUUUUUUCUUUAUCUGUGAUUUUGCCAUUUGUGUCUCUUAGACAUUUAACCUCCUCUUUGAAUGUUCUCUUGCUGUUAUAAUAUUGGAAAAACAUUUUGGAAUUGGUUUUAGCCCCCUUAGCAAUAUUGAUUUCUCUCUUGGCCUUUCUAACUUCCUUUUUGACUUGUGUUUGCAGUUCCAAGUACUCUUUCUGUGUACUUUGUUUUUGGUCCCUUUUAAACGCUCUGUAAAGUGCCUUUUUUCGCUGAAUAUUUUUCUUAAUUGAUCUAUUAAACCAUUUUGGCCAUUUUGUUUUAGAUUGAGAUUUGUCUACUUUUUUGAUGUAAUUGUUUUGUGCCUCUAGUACUACAUUUUUAAAAAACAGCCAUCCUUUUUCUGUGGAUGUUUACUCUAUUUUACUCUAAUCUACUUCUGUUAGUUUCUGUUUCAUACCUUCAUAGUUUGCUUUUCUAAAACUGUAAACCUUAGCUUUAGUCAUUACUUUUGGGGGUUUAAAAAAUAUUUCAAAUGAGACCAUGUUGUGGUCUGAGUUUGCCAAUCGCACUCUGACUUCUGUUUUAGUUAUUCUGUCUUCGCUAUUUGAAAAGACUAAAUCAAGGCAUGCCUCCCCUCUAGUCGGUGCCUUGACAAAUUGCAUUAGAAAACAGUCAUUUGUCAUUUCCACCAUUUCAGUUUUGUCCGUCGUGCCCCCCAUCGGGUUUUCCCAUUUUAUAUGGGGGAAGUUGAAAUCCCCCAUUAGUAUGGCUUCUCCUUUUCUACACGCAUUAUGAAUGCCAUUGUAUAACAGAUUAUUUUGCUCAGCGUCUGAAUUUGGCGGUCUAUAGCAUGCUCCUAUUAUUAUGCCCUUUAAAUUUGUGUCCAUUAUUCUGACCCAUAUUUGUUUUCUUUGUCCUGAUUUAACACCUGGGCUUCAAGACUAUUUCUUAUGAUAGUGCUACCCCUCCGCCUCUUUUGUCCUGCCUGUCUUUCCUAUACAUUGUGUACCCACUAAUAUUAUAUUCGUCUCCAUCACUCUCAGACAACCAAGUUUCUGUAACACCUAUUACAUCGUAGUUACUUGUUAGUGCAGUGGCUUCAAGUUUUAACAUUUUGUUUCUGAGACUUCUAGCAUUUAGAUAAAUACAUGUAAUAGUUGUCUUACCUGAGUUGUUGCCCUUGUUUUGAUGUGGUCUCCCUUCUGUUUUUUUGUUUUCUCCCCCCUUUCUAGCUUAAAUGCUUCUGUACCGCCUGAAGGAUCCUUUCUCCGAGUAGAUUGGUUCCCUUUCUGUUUAAGUGCAGUCCGUCCCACCUAUAUAAAUAGUCCUUGUUGUAGAAUAUGCUCCAAUGUUUAAGAAAGGUGAAACCUUCCUGUGUGCACCACGAUUUCAGCCAUGCAUUUUGAUUUUGUAUUUCCAGCUGUCCAUAUGGUCCUUUGCAAGGUGUCGGCAGUAUCCCAGAAAAUACCAUCUUGUCUUUUAAUUUCCUUCCUCGCUCUCUGAAUUUGUUUUGCAGGGUUCUUGGUCUGUCUUUUACAAUGUUGUUUGUACCGAUGUGGACGACUACUACCGGGUCGUCUCCUGUUCAUUCUAGGAGCCUGUCCACAUUCUCAGUGAUGUGCUUGACAGAGGCUCCUGGAAGGCAGCACACUGUUGUAGUAAGGGGGUCCAAACUGCGAACUGAACUUGCUGUGUUUCUCAGUAUGGAGUCUCCAACGAUCAUGACCUCCCCUUUUGCUGCCUGGCCAGCACUGUUUAUAGGGUCCUGGAUGUUGUUUUUUUCAUUCUCUUGAUGUUGGUUUUGGUCAUCUGAAUGUUGAAGUGGCUCAAAAUUGUUGGAUGUCUGGAUUUCUCGUGGUUGUGUUUGACGACGUUUGUCUUUUUCCCUGCUUCUGCCUAUCUGAACCCAGCUGUUUCGACUUUCUUCCACCUCCGUGGUGGCUUUCAGUCUGCUAGGGGUGCAGACUUCCAUGAAUUGUGGGUGUGUCAGCUCCUCAAGCUCCUGUUGCUGUCUCAUUUCCUCCAGCUCCUUUUCUAGCAGGCUUAAUCGCUGAAGCAAGUCCUGGAUGGUGCGGCACUUUACACAAACUUGGUUUUCUCGGAUUUCCCACAUCAUGCAGUUGUCACAGAUUACUGGCUUGAAGACCUUUUUUUUUUUUUUUUUUUUUGGAAGUUUAGUUUAGCUUCUACAGCUGUCAACCUGCUUUCAACUGCUCCUAACUGCGUUGUACUUGUCCACGACUGUACUUCUCCCACGCUGUCGCUGGGAACACUGCCUGCCUUUUGUUUGUUUGUGUUUGUGCUGCGGGCUCCGCCCCUCCCCCGUGUCUCAGAACAACACAUAAUUUGAAUAAGCUGCUCCGAGUUUCAGAAAAAUACAUUCAGAAAAAUACAUGCAGCUGUAAGGCUUUAAGCUGCAAUGUUUUCUGAUUAAAGCAACUCCAGAUUUAAUUUAAAGAUGCAAUUCCUCCUUUCUGCUUCUAACUGCGUUGUACUUGUCCACGACUGUACUUCUCCCUGAUAUAAGUUACAAAUAGAAACAGUCCCAAUGGUGUAUAUACAGUUAUGGGUAAUGGGGAUUCUCCAGGUGUAAAUGUUUGCCAGUCCAUGUUGAAGCCUGGCAGGUUCCAUAUGCGUGCUUCUGUUUGUCUUGUUGCUCUACAGUAAUACAUUAUUGAUAAGUUAGGCUACAGCACUUUAAUUGCUCAUUUUAAAACUUAUUUCCAUUUCACAUCUGCUACAUUCUGCUGUACCACUCUUUAUUUCGUCUGUUUGCUCGUGUUCUGUAUUUGUGCUGUUGAUUGAGUUGGACAAGAGGCGUCUUUGUGUUUGAAGGAACAAUGGAUGGGUUCUGUGUAACCUUCCUCAGAUGAGGUAGAAUCAUUCCCAACACAAAACACAAAGACAACAGUAUACAAUUAUUUAUAAAAUAAAUUAUGUCAAUAUUAUUAAGUGUUGACAUGAUAAAUGACAGAUAACUCAAAAAAUACUGGCUUUAACACCCUACCAUCUCUGAUUUACGCCAAACUCAGUGCUCAGGGUUCAUGGCAAAACAAAAAAAGCACAUUCACGUUUUCAGCCUGAUCAGGUCAAGGGGUCAUAGUUGGUUGAUUUUGAACCCUCCAACUUUAAAUCGAUCUUAAACUCAAAAACUGUUUGAGCUGUGUUAGGUGUCCUUUUUAUUGGAAAUUGCAUGAGCAAUCCAGAAACUCAUUUAAAAUCGAUCAUAUGUGAUUGAUGACCUUUCAUGUCAUAUCUCGGCCAUCAAUCACCGAUCUUUUUUUUUUUUUUUUGCGUGGGUCAUAGCCAUGACUACGGGCCAUGUCUCCAUAUAAUUGGUUUAGGGCUCGGAUGGGUGGGGCGUGCAAUAUUAUAAUUACGAGGACGCAUCGCAGGCGCCACCAUUUCAGGUGAGUUCACUGCAGAUUAAUUUUGUUAUUAUUAGUUUACUUUUUCCAUGUUCUCGUUGUUUCUGUGUGUAUAUGUGUGUAAAAGGAUGCAGAGACAUUAUUUAGCUGUAGUCAUUUAUUAUUAUUAUUAUUAUUAUUAUUAUUAUUAUUAUUACGCUAUUUGUUUUUUUAUUAUUAGUUUACUUUUUCUUUGUUUCUGUGUGUGAUUUAUUUAUUCUAGUUUUGAAAAUAAAAUGUCGACCCAGGGGACUUUUUCAACCUGAAAAAAUAAACAAGGACCAGGGGUCACAAAUGGAGA
Acipenser ruthenus (sterlet) is the source of this 7188-nucleotide messenger RNA. Its product is annotated as zinc finger protein 184-like. The coding region runs from base 128 to 1306 and encodes 392 amino acids. Gene Ontology annotation, biological process: central nervous system development; regulation of transcription by RNA polymerase II. The transcript is spliced from 4 exons. Lineage: Eukaryota; Metazoa; Chordata; Actinopteri; Acipenseriformes; Acipenseridae. The record is from RefSeq and is a predicted model, not a curated record. Gene Ontology annotation, molecular function: DNA-binding transcription factor activity, RNA polymerase II-specific; RNA polymerase II cis-regulatory region sequence-specific DNA binding. Gene Ontology annotation, cellular component: nucleus.